Messenger RNA from Melanaphis sacchari, 2880 nucleotides. Its product is annotated as interaptin-like. Lineage: Eukaryota; Metazoa; Arthropoda; Insecta; Hemiptera; Aphididae. The transcript is spliced from 11 exons. The record is from RefSeq and is a predicted model, not a curated record.
AUGUCUUACCAUAAAACAAAUGAUCAUCACAUAUCCAAAACAAUUAUCAAUGAAAGAUGGAAAAAUAAACUUCAAAAUCCUUUAUCAGAUCAAAUAAAAGACUUAUGUUUGGAAGACAAAAUGAUACAGGACAAAACCCGUAGAACAUUGACCUUAACUAAUCUCGAAAAAGAAAAAACAAGAUGUUUAUUAAGACAGUUAAAAGAAGAUUUAAAACAAGUUUUAGCCAGCAACAAGUUACUACCAGAACCAUUGCAGUUUUCUGACGACUAUUUUCAAAUCGAUGAACGAAUAAAUAAUUCAAUUAUUGAAGAAGAGCAAUCUAAAAUGAAUAAAUUACAUUUAAAACUAGCGUUCGAUUAUGAAAAGAGUUUAUUAGCUCUUAAAAAUGUCAAAAAUUAUUUCGUCGAUAACGUUUUAACCAAUAAGUUUAAAGUUACAGCAAUUUUGACAGAUGCAGGAGUUCAAACGAUAUACCACAAAACGGAAAAUAAUAAUAUAUUUAUUAGUUUAGUAAAUGAAUUUUUAUCCAAGAAACAUCCAAAACGACGGUAACCUAUAGAGAAAAUAAUAGCCGUAAACUUUUUAAGAAGACGUGAAAUGACAGUUUUAAGCAAAACAAUUACCCAUAGCAUGCAGGCGGUUUCUGAAUCAGAAUUAUUUCUUCAAAAUGUACGUAAACUAUAUUCGUCUUUACCAAAAAAGAUUCAGUUUACCAUAGAUAAGUUUUCAGCAAGAAAAGAUUUUGAAAAUCGAAUAAUUCUUAAUAUUCAUAACAUGAAUAAAAAUAAGCCAGAUAAUAAAAAUAAUAUCGAAGAAGAAGCAUUACUAAAAAAUACUCUAGAUUCAAUUGGUUAUUUAAACUUAAAAUCUGAAUCGAAUUAUAAAAUCAAUGAAAAUAAAAUAAUUUUAAUGGAAGAUACAUUUGAACAAUAUAUGGAAGUUAAAGAAAAGAUACACAAUUUAAAAACAACUUUUAAUGAAAAAGUGUUUGAACUCAAAACACAAAAAAUAAAAUUAAUACAAGAAUACAUUCAAUUCAAAUUUGAUAUUAAUAAUAUACAAAAGGAAUUAAAUGAUCCAGAAAUAAUAACUCCAUCAGAUUUCCCUGAAGUCCUAAUACACGAAUCUAUUGAUCCGAGCUUAAUUAAUUCGUUUGAACCAAUUGAUUAUUUGGAUCCUAUAGAUUUAUUUUUUAAACCUGAAAAAAGCCCUUUGUAUAAAAAUGCAUAUUUUUAUGAAGAGUCUACUCGUCGAGAAAUCAUCAUGCAAAAAAUGAUAAUUGAAAAAUUAAAAUACAGACAUAUGCAUUUGCAUGAAACCAUGUUAAGAAAAAUUGAUAUGUUUGAUGAACAUCUAUUUAAAUUGAUUAAACUGCGAAUCGAAAUGAAACUUGAAAUUAAAUUUCUUGAACUAUGGGCUACGACUUUAGAAGAAGAAAUGUUAGUGUUAUACGAUUUUGAUUUACUCGAAGAUGAACUUCUGUACAAUGUUCAUGUUAAAACAGAAUUACAAAAUGAUAAAGCUCAACAAAUACAAAGAAUUCAAGAUGACAUCAAUUAUUAUAACGACAUUAAUAUAAAAAAAACAAAUAUGCUAAUAGACAACCAAAAUACUUUUGAAAUGUGUAUGAAAAUGGAAAAUAAAGGUUUUGCGAAACAUUUUAAAAAACUUUUUGAUAAGAAAUUGAAAAUACCCAAAAAUAAAUCUGAUUAUGCCGAUGAUGCCCUUUCAUCGUCAUCAUCCGACGGAAGUGACGAAUCUGAUCAAGAAUUUAAUAACGAAAGUGGUGAAUCAUUAAUGGCAAUGAAUCGAGUACCAGCGUUUGAUGAAAAAGGAUUACCAUUAGGGUGUGAUCCUAAAUUACUUGAUAUAACAUUAGAGUUGAGGUCAAAAAAAUAUGAAAUCGAACAAAUCAUAGAGGUUAACAAAAAAAAAUUGGACAUUGCUAACGCACAGCUAGUUUUAACUUUCGACGAACUUGAUGUCAUAGAAAUUGAGAUAAAAGAAAUUCAAAAUGAGCUAGAAGAAUGUCGGAUAAAAAAGCAAUUAAAACUAAAUGAUAUUUAUACCACAAUUGUAUUAAAUAAAUCUCAAAUCUCCAAAGCUAAAUCAUUGAAAAAUAGUAUCUUAUUAUAUGGAAAUGUUUUACAAGAUUUAUCAAAUCGAUCAUUGGAGUUAAAAAAAGAGGAAAAAGAAAUAAUUAGUACUUUAAAAAAAGAAAAGUUAUGUGCAAAAAAGGAUCGCAUUGAAAUAGCUAAAAUGGAGAAUAUUUUAAAAAAUAUUAAAAUAGCUAUUAAAGAUGAAAUGGUUAAGAAAUUUAAAACUGAAAUGGAUUGGAAAUUUUUAGACCAAAUGGAUAUGACUAUAAUCAAUCACAUGAUAAUUAAAUCUAAAACUGACGCCAAAGAUACAAAGAAACGUUUUAUUCAAGAAUUGAGAAUAUUAGAAGAUAAAAUUUGCUCACAACAAAAUAUAGUGACUGACUUAUUAAGAUCAAAUAAUCAGAAAAAUAAAUUGUUAAAAAAUGUUCUUGGAAACAUUAUUAAAAUACGACAGUAUUUGGAUACAGACCAAAAACAAAUUAUGAAAAAAUAUCAAGAUUUAUCUAUUGAAUCUUCAUUUAGUAAUGAAAUAACUACCAUAAACUGUAAAUAUGAUAAAUUAUUAAAGAAGAAACAAGAAAUUUGUGAAAAAAUUAACAUUUUUAAAUGCAAUAAUGGUAAAAUGUCUCUUCCUAUAAUACAAAAAUCAAAUCCAAAAGCGAUGAAAAGUUUGACAAUUAAUGAUAAGUCAUUAGCUACACGUAUGACUCGGCAAAAGCAAAGUGAAGAACUUGAUUUAGAUACUAUACUGAAAAGCUUUUUAAUAAUUAAUUAA